Messenger RNA from Numida meleagris (helmeted guineafowl), 4518 nucleotides. It is a transcript of the gene CPSF2, whose product is annotated as cleavage and polyadenylation specific factor 2. The transcript is spliced from 14 exons. Bases 429 to 2777 code for a protein of 782 amino acids. Lineage: Eukaryota; Metazoa; Chordata; Aves; Galliformes; Numididae. Gene Ontology annotation, molecular function: RNA binding. The record is from RefSeq and is a predicted model, not a curated record. Gene Ontology annotation, biological process: mRNA 3'-end processing by stem-loop binding and cleavage. Gene Ontology annotation, cellular component: mRNA cleavage and polyadenylation specificity factor complex.
GGAGCCGCCAUGCGGGGCCGGGCUGUCCCUCGGACGGCCGCAGGGCCUGGAGGGCCGCAGCUGUCGCAGGGCCGCAGCUAUCGCGGCGCGGUGCCCGUCGGGCGAGAGCUGCGCGUGCUGCACCGCCGCCAGUGUCUUGUUAACGUCCAUGUCUAAUUGUAAUAAAUUCCGCAUCCCUUUCUAAUAACGAAAGGCCCCCAAGGAUCGAGUGUAACUGUCUGAAAUUUAUCGAUAGGUAUCCAGCUGCUGUAUUCAACAGUACUUACCGCUGUUGUCACGUGUGUCCUCAAAAAUGCUAGCGAAGAUAGCUUUAUCUCUAAUUGCUUGCUUUUCUAAAUAAAUAGGCUUUCGCUUUGGAUUACUCAGUGACACAUUGUCUUCCCCCGCUCAGAUUAUUUCUUUAGGAAAUCAAACGUUUGGGCCGAAGGAUGACGUCCAUUAUCAAGCUGACCACACUCUCAGGAGUGCAGGAGGAGUCUGCCCUGUGCUACCUAUUGCAAGUGGAUGAGUUUCGGUUUCUGUUGGACUGUGGCUGGGAUGAGAACUUUUCUAUGGAUAUUAUUGAUUCCCUAAAGAAACAUGUACACCAAGUUGAUGCUGUUCUCCUUUCUCAUCCUGACCCUCUACACCUUGGUGCUCUUCCAUAUGCAGUUGGAAAAAUGGGAUUGAAUUGUGCCAUUUAUGCAACUAUUCCUGUGUAUAAAAUGGGACAGAUGUUUAUGUAUGAUCUCUAUCAGUCCCGCCAUAAUACUGAAGAUUUCACACUCUUUACAUUGGAUGAUGUGGAUGCAGCAUUUGAUAAGAUACAACAGCUGAAGUUUUCUCAGAUUGUCAAUUUGAAAGGCAAAGGACACGGUCUGUCAAUCACGCCAUUGCCGGCAGGUCACAUGAUAGGAGGCACAAUUUGGAAGAUUGUCAAAGAUGGAGAGGAAGAAAUUGUUUAUGCAGUUGAUUUCAACCACAAGAGGGAGAUCCAUCUGAACGGAUGUUCAUUGGAAAUGUUGAGCAGGCCUUCAUUGCUUAUUACAGAUUCGUUUAAUGCUACUUAUGUACAACCCAGGAGGAAGCAAAGGGACGAACAGCUCCUGACUAAUGUUUUGGAGACAUUACGAGGUGAUGGAAAUGUGUUGAUAGCUGUGGAUACAGCUGGCAGAGUUCUGGAACUUGCUCAACUUCUUGAUCAGAUCUGGAGAACAAAAGAUGCGGGAUUAGGAGUCUACUCUCUAGCACUUUUGAAUAACGUCAGCUACAAUGUGGUGGAGUUCUCUAAAUCACAGGUGGAAUGGAUGAGUGAUAAAUUGAUGAGGUGCUUUGAAGACAAAAGAAACAAUCCUUUCCAGUUCCGCCAUCUCUCCUUAUGUCAUAGUCUGUCUGAUUUGGCUCGAGUGCCUAGUCCAAAAGUUGUCCUUGCCAGCCAACCUGAUCUAGAAUGUGGGUUUUCAAGAGAUCUUUUCAUUCAGUGGUGCCAGGAUUCCAAGAACUCUAUAAUUUUAACUUACCGUACCACACCUGGAACAUUAGCACGAUUCCUGAUUGAUAAUCCUUCUGAGAAAGUUAUAGAUAUUGAGUUGAGAAGACGUGUCAAGUUGGAAGGAAAAGAACUUGAAGAAUACCUUGAAAAGGAGAAACUAAAGAAAGAAGCAGCUAAGAAGUUAGAGCAGUCUAAAGAGGCAGAUAUUGAUUCCAGCGAUGAGAGUGAUGCUGAAGAAGAUAUAGAUCAGCCAACUGUGCAUAAGACCAAACAUGAUUUGAUGAUGAAAGGUGAAGGUAGCCGGAAAGGAAGCUUCUUCAAACAGGCGAAGAAAUCUUACCCAAUGUUUCCAGCCCCUGAAGAAAGAAUUAAAUGGGAUGAAUAUGGCGAGAUUAUCAAACCUGAAGACUUUCUAGUUCCAGAACUUCAGGCAACAGAAGAAGAAAAAAGCAAAUUAGAAUCUGGUUUGACCAAUGGAGAGGAGCCAAUGGACCAGGAUUUAUCAGAUGUUCCUACUAAAUGUAUUUCAGCAACAGAAUCCAUGGAAAUUAAAGCCAGAGUUACAUAUAUUGACUAUGAAGGACGCUCAGAUGGAGACUCAAUUAAAAAAAUCAUUAACCAAAUGAAACCAAGGCAACUAAUCAUUGUUCAUGGACCACCUGAAGCCAGCCAGGACCUUGCAGAAUGUUGCAGAGCUUUUGGUGGAAAAGAUAUCAAAGUUUACAUGCCAAAACUACAUGAAACUGUAGAUGCAACCAGUGAGACUCAUAUUUACCAAGUCAGAUUAAAAGACUCUCUUGUCAGCUCACUUCAGUUCUGUAAAGCCAAGGAUGCUGAGUUGGCCUGGAUAGAUGGUGUCCUGGACAUGAGGGUUUCAAAAGUGGAUACUGGAGUUAUUUUGGAAGAGGGAGAGCUGAGGGAAGAUGAAGACUUAGAGAUGCAAGUGGAUAUGCCUUCUUCAGACUCCAGUGUCAUUGCACAACAGAAGGCCAUGAAAAGUCUCUUUGGUGACGACGAUAAGGAGAUGUGUGAGGAGAGUGAAAUCAUUCCUACUUUGGAACCUCUGCCACCUCAUGAGGUUCCUGGACAUCAGUCUGUGUUUAUGAAUGAGCCAAGACUAUCUGACUUCAAGCAAGUUCUCUUGCGAGAAGGAAUUCAAGCUGAGUUUGUAGGAGGAGUGCUUGUGUGCAACAACAUGGUGGCCGUUCGCAGGACGGAAACAGGGCGCAUUGGAUUGGAAGGCUGCCUGUGUCAGGACUUCUAUAGGAUAAGAGAACUUUUAUAUAAGCAAUAUGCUAUUGUCUGAAGGAAGCACUACAAAGGUGUUUUCGCUUGAACUUCUGAAUACGCGGAGGAUUUCUCUCUGGACUUUUUGUAAUUUUCUAAUUUAUACAGGGGAAAAGUAAUUCAUAAAGAGCAGUUAAUUAUCCUGAACGUGUAAAUAACGGCCAUUGUUGCUCUGUAUAGAUCUGUUGGUACGUUCCAUGUUCUUGACUUUCACACCAUUAUGACUAGUCUCCCAUGUAACGUGUUACAAAUGAGUUUAUGACCACGAACUGUUUCUCAGGAAGGGUUCACCUUGAUGGAGCAUGUUUUGAUUUGUUAGAUUCCCUGCCAAAGACUACAAAAUAGAUAAAAGUCAUUCUUCUGUUCUCAAAUAAGAUUACUUAGGGAAUUGUGGUUUCUUUGUUUCCUCUUUUUUUGUUCAUUUUUUGUUGUUUCAACAAGUUUGAUUUAUAGAAGAGUCUUUGAGUUGUCUGUGGGUUUUUUUUGCUGUUUCUUUUUUUUCUUUUUUUAAAUGGGGUUUAGUUAAAAUAUUCUUUUAGCAGCCCACUUAAAGUUGUCUGCCUGUAUGUUCCCCCAGCGUUAAUCUGGCUGCAUCUUAAUGUUGUUGCUUGUCUCCUCUUACUGACUUGUUCCAGUACAGCAUUUCAUAUUCUAUAUGAAGUAUUAACCUGCAGGAUCAAAAAAUUACUUUGAAAAGGUAAGUUAAAAAGACGGGGGAAGAUAGGCAGCUUAAAUUCUAGCAAUUAUGUGCUUCAGGGUAACUUCUGUACAAACUUAUUUAAUUUGUACCUUCUAGCUUUUGCGGAGCUGUGCCAACUAUAAAAUAUCUCAAGUUCUGAUUUUUAAUACCUUUGAAGACUAAAGCCUUUAUGGACACACUGCUGUUUGUUCUGAGUGCCAUGAAUCAAGUUCAGGACCCUUUAUCUUGAAAUCUGAGUUCAUGUGAUACAUCUCAUGCUUUUGUGCCGUAUUUCAUACUAGUUGCAUGUUUUGACAGUGGUAUUUAUUCUAGCUAAUGAUGCUAGAAAUUGAACUUAUUUUUAGGUGAAGAUGAGCAGUUUUGUCUGAUCUAGUUUCUCAGAAAUUAAUUUAUGCAUACAAAUAGCCUCUUGAGAGUUUAUUUAAUCCUAUUUUCCCCAUCCACAUAUGAACCACUAGUUUUGGUAGUGGAAGGUUGCCUGCUUGUUUUUACAUACAAUGGCAAUGUAAUAUGUGCUCUCUGUCUAAUGUUUAAAUAAAAUAUUACGGCAAAGUGGCAGAAACAAACAAACAAAAAAACCCACCAGCCCUGUGGGCUAUCAGCGAAAAGAUAAUUUUCCUUGUAAUUCAUUAUUUGGCUAAUAGUUGUUUUUUUUUAUCUGAUCUACAGAAUAUUUAUUCUGUUUAAAAUAGUAACUUGAAAUUAAAGUCUGCAUUUCAAAAAGAAAAAAAGGAAACUACAGAAUACCCAAGCUGCUAGAACUAGAUACUAAAACUAAAAAUGUAAAACACUUGAAAAUGUUAAGUGAGAAUGUAUUUUGUUACACAAAACUUCUUGUCUGGAGUUGACUGUAAGCUCAAUGCUUCUUUGGCAACUAUAGAAAAAUAUUUUCAAUUAUAUUGACAGCCAGAACUACUUAGAAAUGCUUUGGGUUUUUUUUAGCUGUUUUGUAGCAAUGCUAUGUAAAUCUACAUGAUUUGGGAUGCUUACUGGUUAAUACUGUUGUAUUACUAUUGUUGAUACUAACGAACUUUUAUAAAGUGCAUUACUUUGUACAUAA